GGCUCCUUCAUCCUCCGGUCAGAUCCGCUGCCCCGCCCCCACCCAGACCAACACUCAUCCAGGGAUCCAGCCUCACGUCGUCACCGUCGGGAGCUAAACAGGGAGGGAUCACCGGGAUCGGGAACACUUCAGCCGCCGCUGGUCUGGUGUCGAACACAAACCACCACCUGCGUUGACAUUAUUUCUAACGAGGGAACAUCGUGAACAUACCGGGGGUGCUGGAUACCGGGAGGACGUCAUGGGAGAGCUCACGGCGUUUCUGCUGGUACUGGUGGCGACCUUGACGCUUUCAUCCGAGGUGCCUGCUGAUGACUCUGUGGGUUUGCUAACUGAGCCCCAGGUGGCCAUGUUCUGCGGGAAGCUGAACAUGCACAUCAAUGUGCAGAGUGGCAAAUGGGAGUCUGACCUCUCCGGCACCAAGAGCUGCAUCGGCACCAAGGAGGGCAUCCUGCAGUACUGCCAAGAGGUGUACCCAGAGUUGCAGAUCACAAAUGUUGUGGAGGCCAACCAGCCCGUCAGCAUCCAGAACUGGUGCAAGAAAGGCCGCAAGCAAUGCCGCAGUCACACACACAUUGUGGUGCCAUACCGCUGCCUGGUUGGGGAAUUUGUGAGCGACGCGCUGCUCGUUCCUGACAAGUGUAAGUUCCUGCACCAGGAGCGUAUGGACCAGUGUGAGAGCCACCUGCACUGGCACACUGUCGCCAAAGAGUCCUGUGGAGACCGCUCCAUGAAUCUCCAUGACUACGGGAUGCUGUUGCCAUGUGGCAUCGACCGUUUCCGAGGGGUGGAGUUUGUCUGCUGUCCGGCGGAGGCGGAGCGGGAGUCAGACAGCACGGAGCUUGAAGGGGAGGAGUCAGACGUCUGGUGGGGCAGAGCUGAGACCGAAUACUCUGAUAACAGCAUGCCGCGUCCGGCAGACACAGAGCCAGCCACCGCUGAGGAUGACGAAGACGAAGACGAGGACGAAGAGGCGGAGACUUUUGAAAGGGAUGAGAACGGGGAUGGCGACGAAGAUGAGGAGGAGGACGAGGAAGACGACAACGACGACGACGACGAUGACGACGUGACCGAUGAACGAGAUAGCGAUGAGCGUAAUGCUAACAUCGCCAUGACAACCACCACCACCACCACCACUGAAUCAGUUGAGGAAGUCGUUCGAGCCGUUUGUUGGGCUCGUGCUGUGUCAGGACCGUGUCAUGCCAUGCUGAAGCGUUGGUACUUCCAGCCUGAGAAGGGCCGCUGUGUUCCCUUCUUGUUUGGGGGAUGUGGGGGCAACAGGAAUAACUUUGACUCGGAGGAGUACUGCCUAGCUGUCUGCAGCAGCUCGUUGCCCACCAUGGCCCCCAGUCCUCCAGAUGCCGUGGAUCGGUACCUCGAAUCCCCCGGGGACGACAGCGAACACUCUGACUUCCAGAAGGCCAAGGAAAGCCUGGAGGCCAAACACCGUGAAAAGAUGUCCCAGGUGAUGAGGGAGUGGGAGGAGGCUGAGAGGCAGGCCAAGAGCCUUCCUCGUGCUGACAAGAAAGCUGUCAUCCAGCACUUCCAGGAGAAGGUGGAGGCUCUGGAGCGGGAGGCAGCAGGAGAGAGGCAGCAGCUGGUGGAAACCCACAUGGCCCGAGUGGAAGCUCUGCUCAACAGCCGCCGGCGUCUGGCUUUGGAAAAUUACCUCAGUUCCCUACAGGCCAACCCUCCACGGGCUCGUCAGGUGUUGAGCCUGCUGAAGAAGUACGUCCGUGCAGAGCAGAAGGACAGGCAGCACACGCUGAAACAUUACGAACAUGUCCGCACGGUGGAUCCCAAGAAGGCUGCACAGAUCCGACCUCAGGUUUUGACCCACCUACGUGUGAUUGAUGAGAGGAUGAAUCAGUCCGUCAGUCUGCUCUACAAAGUGCCCAGUGUGGCGAAUGAGGUCCAAGACCAAGUCUCUGAUAUAAUGACGAAGGUUCAGUCGGAGCUGUCUCAGCAAGUCUCUUCCCUGCAGAGCGAUGGGCGGGUGGACGGCAGGGUGAGUUACGGUAACGACGCUCUGAUGCCCGAUCAGGCCUACAGCUCUGCUCCUCUGGACCCUGGCCUGGACGGACUGGGCUUCAUCCACCCUGAAAGCUUCAACCAGGCCAACACAGAGAACCACGUUGAGCCUGUUGAUGCUCGUCCAAUCCCAGAUAGAGGACUCCCCACACGACCUGUAUCUGCCCUGAAGCCAGAGGAGAUGCCAGAAGUGCGGAUGGACACUGAAGAGAGGCAAAGUGCUGGUUAUGAAGUUUACCAUCAAAAACUGGUGUUUUUCGCCGAGGAUGUGGGGUCCAAUAAAGGUGCCAUCAUUGGACUUAUGGUUGGAGGGGUUGUCAUAGCAACUAUCAUCGUCAUUACCUUGGUGAUGCUGAGGAAGAAACAAUAUACUUCUAUUCAUCAUGGUGUAAUUGAGGUCGAUGCAGCAGUGACACCAGAGGAGCGUCAUCUGGCCAAGAUGCAGCAGAACGGCUACGAGAAUCCCACCUACAAAUUCUUUGAGCAGAUGCAGAACUAAAGAACUGCUCAUCAGCAUUUUUCCCCAGAUGUACCCCCACACUCUCACUCAUAAGGUCUGUUCCUUUACGGUCCUUUGCCCUCAGCUCCUACACCCUCACUUUCUCACCCUCUCUUGCUUGAAAGUUAGGAAAAGAUAAGUGACAUCUUUGUAUCGUUUAUGUCUCAGUCAGGGGUUUGGGCCAAAGGAAAAUGACAUGGAACAAAGCCUUCUUAAUCCCUAAAGAGCCACACUUGAGCUUACAUUUACCUGCAAUUGAUCAGACAAGGGUACCCUGUUUCACCUGCACAUUUCAACCAAACGCAACAAAAACUUCAUAGUGUUUGUACUGAAAAACCCAGUUGAAGAUUUAUAUGAAGUCUCGCAGCUGGUACCAGAAACAUGUAAAUCCAGGCAGUUUAAUUCCCAGUCCUCCAUCAACGCUCCAACUGUUUGUUCCAUUUUCCUCAAACCCCCCCCCCCCAACACACACUCUCCGUUGACAGCUUUGCUGUGUUUGAUGACAUAACAGCUCAUAGAGCUGGCAAUGGGCAGAGGGGCUCUCAGAGCGCCUCUCUGCACGAUUAAAGCCCAACUGUUUCAGGUUUGUUUUACAAAAAAGGAAGAAAAAAAAACGCAGAAAAAUUAUACAUAAUCAAAAUAUGUAAAAGUUCAAGAAUAUUGAAUGUUUUUGUUUUCUGAUUUUUUUAUGUGUAAUAUAUUAAGACAGAGAUUAGCUGUAAGUAUAUGUAGUGCAUGGCAAUAUUGAUGACAGAUACAGUAUACUGUAUGUCGAGGUCCUCGGGAGCGGUCCUCUUACUAGAUAUUUUAGCAGGAUUGUACAUUUCUAGUGUCUUCUUUGUGAUCUUGUGAUAUGAAGAAGGAAAAAGAGUAUUCAGAACCCGGUCUGCUUUGUUGUCACACAGACUUGCUUUAACUGAAUCUUGGCUCGUUGCGCUCAUCUCCAUGCUUCACUGUUGUGUUAGCUGCAUGGGCAAAAUGCUCUAUAUGUAAUAUAUGAAGUGUAAUAGUAUCCGAAAGGAAGACUAUUUUGUUACUGUUUGCGUUCUAUGCACUCUGUCAUUUUGAAGUCUGAUUAUUAUCACCAAAUAUUAUUGCUGUUAAGUCCCUGAUGCCAAUUCACGCUGUUGCUGCACAUUGGGUUUUUAUUAGGAGGAGGAGGUCAAACUUUAGAAAGGAGGUUUUCUGAAAGUGCAUCAUUCCAGAUUUAUCAUUCCACUCUCUCUCGACUGUAAAUAUUUGGAAAAUGGAGAUCCGGCUCUCAGUGGCCUAGUUUCAUUCUCAAGAUCCACCUCUCAGUCUUUUCCUUUUGUUCAUGUAUUCUUCAGUCUUUUUUUCUGACCCCCGUUUAUCCUCUCUUUCUGGCUAUGUCAGCAAUAUUGUACAGCGCAGCACUUGGGAGUAUUUGCUAAAAAGACGGUAUUUGUUGGGCCUACAGAGAUCAAACGUUUUUUCCUCUUCACACACAUUCCUUCACCAAAUUUCACAUACACAUUCUAUUUUUCUACAUUUCCUGUGUGUAUACAUGUACAGUGCUUCUGUUCGUCCUGUGAUGUAUAUUUCUUUGCCUGCAUAUCUGUUGUCAAGACUCUUAACGGUCCUCAUGAAGAAGCAGUAAAGAAUUACCAUCAACACUGAGAGGAUGAGCACAACUCACAUCAGCAUGGAGACACAUAUCCCUCUCCCUUAAUUAAGUUAUUAACGCCACCUCCAGUAAACAUGAAUGUGACAUGCAUAUUGUGCUUUUAUACCAUAGAAAUACAACACAUAUCACCUCUCUACACAGUAUAUUCACACGUGUACAGACACUAACUGAAGCUCUUAAUCAGGUGAAUGUUAAAAAAAUUGUAUUGAUGCUCAUUUUGGGUGUCUUUGGAGGCUUGUGUUAAAAAAAAAA
Sebastes umbrosus (honeycomb rockfish) is the source of this 4424-nucleotide messenger RNA. Its product is annotated as amyloid-beta A4 protein-like. The record is from RefSeq and is a predicted model, not a curated record. Gene Ontology annotation, cellular component: plasma membrane; early endosome; Golgi apparatus. The transcript has 18 exons. Lineage: Eukaryota; Metazoa; Chordata; Actinopteri; Perciformes; Sebastidae. Gene Ontology annotation, biological process: axonogenesis; central nervous system development. Gene Ontology annotation, molecular function: signaling receptor binding; heparin binding; serine-type endopeptidase inhibitor activity. The coding region runs from base 239 to 2527 and encodes 762 amino acids.